AUGAGCAGUGAUCAGCAGGAAAGCCACCAUGGUUCUCGGAAUGCUGCCACGAGCUCGACUCAGACUGGACCUGACCGAGAUCGAUCUCAAGACUCGCAGGAGGGACUUGAGAACGAAGUCUCGGCUUCACAGGGUCUGGCUCGUACAAGUCUGUCCCAAUUCUUCCAGCAUGGCCUCCCUUCGUCGAAAUGGGAUGUCUUUGCUACAAUUGACCGGAUGAGAAUAGUCUACAUCGGAACUCAAGUGUCCAACCUCAGCCAUCUCAUCAAUCUCGACCAGACAUCAAAACAUUUUCUGGUCUACCCGCAUCCUGAAGUACAUCCAACGCCACCAUUGCAGGUUCAUCUGCGCAACCCGUUCGACCCUCAGGACAAUCUUCGUGACAUUUAUACGCCGUUCAGCAAGGAGCUGCGUGAUGAUCUUGUCCAAUCAUUCUUUGCAAAAGUUCAUCCUGCUUUUCCAGUCACCGAAGAAUCAUUCUUCCGUUCUCGGUACAACGACGCCGAGACCACGACACCACUACUGUUGCUCUAUGCAAUCUUGCUCGUCGGGGCGCAUGUCUCACAGCAUCCCAAGGUCAAGAAAUCGAGAGCCAUGUUCAAAUCGAUGCUCUUCAAACGGGGGAAAUGGCUGUUUGACUUACGGCAUGAGAAUGACCGCCAGCACCUUGUUGCCGCAGCAUUACUAUUCACAUGGCAUCUGGAAAAUGCAGAUACCGUCAGCAUGAAUGGUUAUUACUGGUCAGGCGCGGCAUGUCGCAUAGCCUACGGCAUUGGCAUGCAUCGUAAUAUCCUCUCCGACCCCAAUACGCCGGACCGGAUGCCUUGGAGAGACAGGAGGCUAUACCGCCGUACAUGGUGGACGCUGUUCCAGGUCGAAGUCAUGUCAGCGCUCGAGCACGGUCGGCCUUCUAUGAUCCGCCAGGAAGACUUUGACCAAGCACCGCUUGAGUUGCGGGAUUUCGAAGAAGCUCAAGGCAUCGCAAACUCCGGUUCGAACUUCCUAUACUGUGCAAGGAACAUAGAGUUGUGCUACAUCGUACUCGACAUCUUAAGAUUGACCUCGCCUGGGCUGGCACGACGGGAAUCCCUACUAGACUUGGAAUCGUUUCAAUCGAGACUCGCAAACUGGGCUAUCGGUAUGCCCAUGAGCACCGACUUCUGGUCCCUACAAUUGCAGCUACAUUAUCAUUGUAUUGUACUACAUUUGUUUCGUCUGCACAGUGGAACGGCAGAUUUCGCUUUCAGUUCGGCCAAUUCCAGGGAACUAUCCAGUGGUGCCACCCGGGCGAUCAUCGCAAUCUUCGAGACGAUGUUGGCUACGAACGUGAUCAACCAGUGCUGCUCCACCAGCAUCAUGGCCCUGACGGCGUCGGCAAUACACUUGUCAAAGGAGAUUCAGCGGUCAAUCACGAGCGGAGCGAUUUUAGUGGCUCUGAAUCACGUCCAAGACCUCGAGCGCAUAUUUCCUAUUGCGACAGCACUGUCUGAGUACUGGCCGAACGCAGAUGGGGUGCUGAAAUUGUUCUCGAACCUCACUGACAAGUUCAAAUCGCUGGUUGUGAAUCAGCAGCAGCCUCCCGCACAGCAGGAAGACUUCGACAUCAACACUCUGAAUGAUAUCAACUGGGAAGACAUCUUCGCCUAUCCAUAUCCACAGCAGUCAUUUGGGCCUGAUGAUUGGACGAAUGAUUGGCCUGGCAUUGAAGAAUGAGAGUCGUAUUCAAUGAGGCAGAUACUACAUGGUGA
Exophiala xenobiotica is the source of this 1748-nucleotide messenger RNA. RefSeq lists its product as uncharacterized. The record is from RefSeq and is a predicted model, not a curated record. The transcript has a single exon. Gene Ontology annotation, biological process: DNA-templated transcription. NCBI's taxonomy places the organism in Eukaryota, Fungi, Ascomycota, Eurotiomycetes, Chaetothyriales, Herpotrichiellaceae. Gene Ontology annotation, molecular function: DNA binding; zinc ion binding. The coding region runs from base 1 to 1713 and encodes 570 amino acids.